GGGGCAAUUGCUCGAAAGGAACCCCUAUCGAUCCAUGACGUUGCUCCAGCCACGUGUUUAUCGAUCGCUCGCCACCUUCGUUCACUGGUUUCCCUAGAAGCCUUUUCAAUGGUUCCUGAUGGUAUUCUCGCAUCGUGCUAGAGAGAAUUUUUGUUUCGCAGCUGUUCGACCACGUUUCGCUCUAUCGUUCAACUUAUCGACUCUUAGGUGGCUCGUUGGAGUUUCCGGAUAAAGUAUCCGGACGUGCUUGCCCUGCGGCAAGAUAUCGUAAUCUUUCAGCGACAAGAGCAUCGUUCGAAGCAGUUCCGACAUCGCGAAGCUGCACAAGCCGCCGCCGAAUCGACGCAAAUUGCUAGGACUCGCCUGACCGCCUUUCAUCGGUCUUGAUUAGCCGCGAAAUAGAAGAGCGGGCGAUUCAGCGGUUUGCGUUUUGUUCCACAAAAUCUCAACGAAGAAAGAGUCGUUUGUUUACGAUCCGUAAACCAACCGAACUGUCACGUACGUCUGGAAGUCUAUAUGAGAACCUUGCGGACUUAUGUAACAUAUCGAGGCGUAAUUUAACAAAGUUGGAAAAAUAAGGCACCUGUGCUUCGAAGAAAGCAGAACUUACUAAAUAACAAUCGUUAUUUAUUGCUUACAUCAAGAGUAUCGAAUAAAGAUAAUGAAUAAAUUAUCGACGCUGAUUAUUUUCUCCUCCGAUUAUUUAUGAAAUACGUUGAUGUACAUGCAGGUACAAAUAUGUACGCGUUAAAUCAUAAUCUUGGAGAGUUUUGCUAAAACGUUCCUGGAAACACAUUCACGAGCCACGAACAAUAAGCCAACCCUCUUCCAACGGAUUAAGAGAGUAGAGUGGCUUGUCCGGUUCCGCGAGGAAGCUCCCUCGUGUUCAGUCCAAGACUUUGUUAGAUCAAGUUAACCGAGGAGAGCAGAUCAGCGAGACAUCGAGAAAGAGAGAGAGUGGGGCGCGAUAAAGCGGGGCUGUACACAUUUUUCAGUGAUUAGUGCGCGUUGCUUGCUCGAACGGCCAACUCGUCUUCGUUCUUCCGUUACACGAGUCGAUCGUCCGUGACUUUGAACCCUCGAACGGACCAGUUAGUCGCUCUCGACGUUGAACUAAAUUCUUAAACGAUUCCUAAUCGAGAGCCUCGCGCCGAUUUCGUCGUUGUUGUGAUUUCUCAAGAGAACGUCGUCGGUAUUUUACAAGAAAUCGGCAAUACUGCAUGUUCGAUACGGAAAAUCGGUACUGGAAAAAAUCAGUGACGUCGAUGAACUCGAUUGGAGCGAGUUUGCCUAAGAAGAUCAAGGUCACGUUUGAUUAGAACCAUAAAUCAAAAAGCAUCGUUAAUUAAUGCGAGAACAAUUUGUAUCGAAAGACUUCGAUAUCAACGGGAAGGAAAUUUUAUUUUCUAACAAAUUAUCGUUUCCGGCCGACGGCCACCUAUCGCCAUUUUGCGUCAAUCGAUUUUUCGUCGAAUACCAUUGCUGGCACGCAAUUCUAUAUACGGUUGAUACAUAUAAUACACGUAAGAAAUAGUUGCACGUAUCAGCUGGGAAGAUCGGAUACACCGGAAGAGGAGUCGCUUAGUUCUAGAAGAGAGACUUGGUUCUGUUCAAUGAGAAAAUUUUCAUUCCCUUGCAUUUCGUUUUCGGGAAUUUAAAGGAUCGUGUUUAGAAUUUCGCCAACUUCGUUUCGCUUCGUUCGUUUCGAGUUUGAUGCGAGGAUUUACGAAUUGUUAAGUUUGUGCGGUGUAAUUCGACGAUCUUUCUCAAGUAGAAUCGAAAUAAGAUCGCGAGACGUUGGAAUCGCUGUAAAUAUCUGGUAACAUGAAGAAAGAAGAGGAAGAACAUGUAUGGGAAAAUGUCUAGCGACGACUGUGCGGCAAAGUGUUGGGACUCGAACUCGCGUUAAGCAUCGAUAAGUAAAAUUGCUCGUAGAUAGGCAGUGAUUUGAAUCGUGUGCUCGAGUUUAUUGUUAUGUAGAAUUGCGUGACUAUACAAAAUGUCGUUUGUGAACGGGACGAUGAUGUUACUCGCGUACACCGCGAACAUGAUCGCCACGUUACCUGAAAAAGUGGGUACCGAGCUUGGUGAGAAUACUAUGGACAACACGAACGUAACGACGACCACGUUAUCACCGGAGGAACGAGAAAACCAAUUCGAUUUCGACGACCAAUGGUACAUGUGGCGAUGUUUCGACCCGUACGGCUGCUUUUACAUCGGUUCGCCAUGGUCCGGAGAGAACAGACCAGUCUCUACGUUUCCGGCUCGGCCGGACAGCAUAAAUCCACGUUACAUGCUUUACACUCGAGAUAAUAAGGCAGAACCGCGCGAACUCAAAAUCGACAAGUACGAAACUAUUCGCGGAGCGCACCUUAAAAACGAUAGGAAUCUUUAUUUGAUCGUUCAUGGUUUUCUCGACAACGGCGACAAAACGUGGGUUUUGAGAACGAUGGAGGAAUUAUUGACCAAGGAAGACAGCAACGUGGUGAUCGUGAAUUGGAUCGGUGGAGCGGGUCCACCGUACACGCAAGCUGUGGCCAACACAAGAUUGGUAGGUGCGAUGACGGCUCGUUUGGCUUAUCAGUUGAUCGAAGUUGGACGAGUGGAUUCCACGAAGAUACACUGCAUAGGGCAUAGUCUUGGUGCGCAUACUUGCGGCUAUAUCGGAUAUACUUUAAGGCAGACGUACGAUCAUAAACUUGGAAGGAUCACUGGCCUCGAUCCUGCCGAACCGCAUUUCAGCAACACGUCGACGAUGGUUCGACUCGAUCCGACCGAUGCCAUCUUCGUCACAGCUAUCCACACCGAUUGCAAUCCUUUUAUCAGCGGCGGCCUCGGCAUCACUCAACCUGUCGCGCAUAUCGAUUUCUAUCCGAACGGUGGUCGCAAUCAACCUGGUUGCAACGAGGGUGUUCUCAAUUUUAUCAGCUUGGAACAUGGCAGCUUCUUCCGUGGGAUAAAGAGAUUCGUCGGCUGCAAUCACAUCCGCAGUUACGAAUAUUUCAUAGAGAGUAUCAACACGGACUGUCCAUUUCUGACGGUUCCUUGCCCCUCUUGGGACAAGUUUCUAGAUGGCAGUUGCUUCGACUGCGUGAAUCAGUACUGUCCCAAGUUUGGAUUAGACGCUCAACCCGGAAACUACCGCGCAUCCGUCUACUCGAUGACUGGAUCCACCAAACCGUUUUGCAGAGGCCAUUACAAAGUCGUCAUCAACGUCUCGAAGACGAACGAGAGUCUGGACCACGGUGGCGAAGUUGGAACUUUCGCGCUUAAAGUAAUUGGACAAAAUGGAAAAAAGUCGGGGAGGAUGCCGCUCAGUUCUCAAUCGACGUACUACGAACCAGGUAGCACUCACACCGUGGUACUGCUUGGUGACGUGGUUGGCAAACUGGAAUCAGUGGAAAUUUCGUGGGAGUACCGAGUCUCUGUUUUCAAUCCGCUCACGUGGAGACUUCUGCACACGCCUCGCGUCUAUAUCGACUCGUUGAGCAUCGAGAGUUUGGAGGCCGCUCACAGCAUUACCGUGUGCCCCGACGAAUCGAAAGCUCUGCUCGCCAAGCAAUCGAAGAUCUUGACGACCAAGAAUUGUCAAAUAGCUCGGCCGAACGUGGUUUCAACCUAACGACAUCCUUCAAACCUUUAAAUCGACCAAUACAAUUACGACACAAUUACGAGUCAAGAGACUCGUAGUAACUCUGGCUGUCAAGAUUUCACUUUUCACACGCUACCGUAUGAAAUUUACUCGUUGCUUAUCGUACGACUUAUCUUUUAAGAAAUAAAUAUACUUUUUUCUAAUAA
This is a messenger RNA of Bombus terrestris (buff-tailed bumblebee), 3798 nucleotides long. Its product is annotated as pancreatic triacylglycerol lipase. Gene Ontology annotation, molecular function: triacylglycerol lipase activity. Bases 2000 to 3622 code for a protein of 540 amino acids. Lineage: Eukaryota; Metazoa; Arthropoda; Insecta; Hymenoptera; Apidae. Gene Ontology annotation, biological process: lipid metabolic process. The transcript has 8 exons. The record is from RefSeq and is a predicted model, not a curated record.